AUGGAACGCAUUAAAAGACCAAGAGAAAUGAAGCGAAAACUAUCAAUGAUUUCCGACGAGUCUCUCGAGAUGGGACCUUCAGCAAAAGGAAAGAAAGAUGCAAACCUCGCAAGCUCUGAGUCCACUAUCUACGCUUCCUGGACUGCGGCUAUCCAAGCCCUCUCCAUCGAUUCUACCGCACCCUAUCACCUCGCUGCGGAUGAGCGAAAUUCGAACGCUGCAACCUCUUCUUCAUCUGCGAUACAAACUUAUCCGCCCCUCACCGAAUUUCAUUGUUUUUCGGCUUUUCCUGCCGAAAUUAGAAACAAAAUAUGGAAGUUUAGCUUCCUUCACCAACAGAGGACUGUUGCUGCCAGGCCUUCCAUCAAUGGAAAGAUCAUCAGCUACUCCAACACUUUUUCCGCUUCCGCCAUCCCCACACUUUUAGUCAAUUGGGAAGCAAGAAUGGAAGCAUUAAGGCAUUACGCACGUCCCGGAGACACCUUCCUCUUCAACAGAAAUCAAGACUCUUUAUAUCUCACUUGUUGUUGUCCAACUUAUGGCUGGCCGCGAAAGCUUACGCCUGAACUCCGCGAGCAGAUAUAUUCUCUAAGAAUCAAGCACCUUGUGCUCAGUGAAAGCGAUUGGCUCAAAAACAUAAGAUUUUGGCCAUUCAUGAAGUCGAGGGAAGAGGAUACUAGCCGUAAUGGUUUCCUACGGAUGCUUGUAGGAAUGACUGAAUUGGAAACUAUCUCGGUGGUCACUACCAAACGAAAAGCACAUGUCGAAAUUUCCACAUCUCACUACAUACUUCGACCGAAUAGAUAUGACAAGAGUCCUAUGGAAAAGACGAAGAGAUUUGUGAGCAAUUUAUUUUUGAAAUACGCCCAGAUAGACUUUGACGAAGAAUGGAAGAUACCAACUUUGAUCUACCGAAAAGACGAACUUGUGCGCUCAAAACGUCCAAUCAAAGAUCCAUGUAGCCGAAUCGAAAAUGAGGAAAGGCCCCCGGGAACUAAACGACUUGGAAUGGAGUAG
Messenger RNA from Sclerotinia borealis F-4128, 1017 nucleotides. Lineage: Eukaryota; Fungi; Ascomycota; Leotiomycetes; Helotiales; Sclerotiniaceae. The record is from the annotation of a GenBank genome assembly.